Cololabis saira (Pacific saury) is the source of this 814-nucleotide messenger RNA. RefSeq names its product atonal bHLH transcription factor 1c (gene atoh1c). NCBI's taxonomy places the organism in Eukaryota, Metazoa, Chordata, Actinopteri, Beloniformes, Belonidae. Gene Ontology annotation, molecular function: protein dimerization activity. The transcript has a single exon. The record is from RefSeq and is a predicted model, not a curated record. The coding region runs from base 35 to 643 and encodes 202 amino acids.
AGAGGAGGACGGUGGAGGAAGAAGAGGAGCAGCGAUGGCGCUGCGUAAAAGCCUGUUUGCGCCUUUCUCCCCGCUGGAGCAGCGCGUCUGCGGCUCCGCGGAGAUCCGUGACAUCCAUGCGGACAUCCAUGCGGACAUCCAUGCCCUGCUGCAGCCGCGCCCCGCGGACAGCUGCGGCCCCCGCGGGCCCCCGUGCGCCGUCGUGGAGCUGCGUCUGGAGCGGGCGCAGCGGCGGCGGCGUCUGGCCGCCAACGCCCGCGAGAGGAGGAGGAUGCUCGGGCUGAACGUGGCCUUCGACCGGCUGCGCAGCGUCAUCCCCAACCUGGACAGCGAGAGGAAGCUGUCCAAGUCCGAGACGCUGCAGAUGGCGCAGAUCUACAUCUCCACGCUCAGCGAGCUGCUGAUAAGGGAGCCGGGUGGCCCCCAGGGGCCCCCCAGCCCUGGAACAGGGGACCCCGGCACCACAGGGGCACCCAGUCCUGCAGCAGGGGCCCCCGGUCCUGCAGCAGGGGCCCCCAGCAGCACAGGGGCCCCCGGUCCUGCAGCAGGGGCCCCCGGUCCUGCAGCAGGGGCCCCCAGCCCCGAGGAGAGGACGUGGGAGAAACCGCCGCGGCCCAGAGACGCUCACGGACCGAGAGACUGAAAUAUCUUGACUUUCCCCUUUUUUUCCUGUUGAUAUAUUUUUAUAAUCUUCUGAAAAUGCAGUUUUCUUUUCUUCUCACAAAAAAGCUGAAAAAUGAUCCACUUUUUCCUAGUUUUUCUUCACGGAAUCAACAAAGAUGGAGAAAAAAAAAACGUGCAGGAAUUACUGAAA